UAUUGAGCGCAAUAUUCACAUAGUACUAAAUCAUGUGGUUAGUAUAGAAGAUAUUUUUAGGAAGUCUUGCGGUGGGCGGAGUAGCGACUAACGGCUACCUUGCGUACCGAUACUACACAAACAAAAGCACUUGUUCGUUAGGUGAAAAACAACAAGAUAUCACUCAGGAGAUUGAAGAGAUCGAGGAAGGAAAUUUAGGGAGAUAUCCGAGUCGGAGACGACGACUCUCCGAGAGAAAACGAAACCCAGCAGCAGAAAUUUGUUCGUCGAUUAAAUGACGAAGUUGUGAGCAAAGUCUAGGCACACAGAGACAGAAUUAGACAAGCAGCACUAUUUGAACCUUCUAAAGUUGUUCUCUCAGUAGCAAGGCUGAAUUGCUCAAUUUUAGCCUCAAACUUCGAUGUGUCAAAUCCAGGACCAGUAGAACUAUCUGGAGUAGACCAGAAACAAGCAGCAUAACCUGCAUAUAUUGCAGCAGACCAGACACAAGCAGCAGGACAAGCAUACCCUACAGCAGACCAAGGCACUUGGUUUGCUGCAGGUUAUCCUGGUCCUGUUGAGUCACUAGAAGCAGCACCAGUAGAACCUGCUCUAGCAGCAGGCCAGACACAAGCAGCAGCUUCACAUGAGUAGAACCUGCCUACUAGCAGAGUGAGACACAAGCAGCAGCACCAGUAGAACAUGCAGCAGGCCUGACAAGCAGCAGGAUCAGUAGAACCUGCAGCAGAGCAGACACUUGAAGCAGCACCCGAGUAGAACGCUGCCAGUUAAGACAGUAGAAGAACUAGAAAUGACUUUUGAAGCAGUACUUGCAGCUUAUCUUUUUCAGAACAGAACUGGAGCGAGAAAUCUUAAUUAAAAUGGAGAACACGAAUAACAUGCCAGUAACUUUGACUGUGUUUAUUGUCUCAUUGUUUUUUUCUUACCUCAUGAAUUGGGCAAUUUGAAUAAAUUUAUGAGAAAAUUGUUUACUCAAGCGAUACUAAUUCAUUGAACUUCGUGACAUCUUGUUGUGAAAUGCCAAUAUCGAUGAUCCCUUCCUCUGCUCACGCAUUUGGACGGUUAAUUUUUAACUACAACAUUGAUGACGAGCAUGUUUAACCUAAGGGCACAUUCCGCUGUCUGCACGAGACGAAAGGAGCUAGAUUACGAUGUCUUCUUCCCAAUGUAUCAAGAACAUAAGGACAUGAAGCAGCAAGGAGCUUAUUCAAGAACACCUUUGCUUUCUUUACGAACAAAUGUCGAGGAAAACCGUUUAAGACCUCACACUACUACUGGCAUAGUUCAAGGACUUCAAAACACUAAAAACUUUGGACUUCUUUUUACGCCUCGAAGAAUAUCGUACCGCGUAGAAAGAGCGCUGAAACAUACUGAAAAUGAGAAAGGAUUGUGCUUAUACAAGGGUAAACCUCGACGUAUGGUUGUCACAGAGCGAGGAAUAGUUCAAAAUAUACGGCCUAGCGCCACGGUAAACGAUACAAGUUUGUUUUCUGGAGCGACAAGUGCUUGGCAAGGAGACGACACUAUGUCUUCUUCGAGUCAACAAACCUCAAACUCGAACGGUACUACGUUGACAGAGACAACUGAGAGUUUAUCUUUAAUGCCUGGGGUUUUUCAGGACAAAAAUUCAAAACCAAGGAUAUUUGUUCGCCUUCGACAGCUCUCGUCGCAGGAGAGAGUGAUGGAGUGGUUGUAUAGGUCUUGCAAUCAUCCUUGUAAAACACUGCCAUUAAUAUGAAACCAUAGCGACCAACCAAGCCUAAAUUGCAACAGAAAAUAUAUUAACUGACUAUAACUGACAUGUUUACAGUAUUCACAAGAAAUAUAUAAAUAUUAUAUCAGACUAUAGACGCAAUAGUGAAACCAAGGGUACGGGAAAAACGUUAAAAUGGUUUAAAAUAUUAUGACUCAUAUGGACAAUCAUAAAUGGGAUUCCUGUGGUGUUAAAAUCUCUGGCAUCCCACAUACGAUUAGUUGCGUGACGACACUAAAAGCGGCUGCGGGGGAGACUAACAUAUGGUGAACUUGUAAUAUGCUUUUUUAAAAACUACUAACAGUGUUCUUAGAGAAUAUACUCAUUUGUCUUUCAGAG
Molecule: messenger RNA, 2092 nt
Organism: Actinia tenebrosa (Australian red waratah sea anemone)
Lineage: Eukaryota; Metazoa; Cnidaria; Anthozoa; Actiniaria; Actiniidae
Source: RefSeq, a predicted model, not a curated record